UCGCGGCGCGGGUCGUUGUGCGGCGGCCCCGCCCCCGGCGCGGCGAAGGACAAGGUGACGGCGCGGGGCCCGCGUUCAGCCUCUGCCGCAGCGGCUCCAUCUUGCGAGGUCGCCAUGUUCUCGUCCAUCGCGCCGCUCGCGCGGCACAACCCGUUCUACGCGCCGCACUUCCAGCUGGUGCAGGACGGCGUGAGGAAGCGCACAGCGGAGCCCGCGGAGGCGCCCGCCACGCGGCGGGGCCUGGCGGCCGCGUCCGCCGACGAAGAAUACAGUUGUGAAUAUGGCUCACUCAAGUUUUAUGCUCUCUGUGGCGUUGGUGGGGUCCUAAGUUGUGGCCUGACACACACUGGUGUCGUACCUCUGGAUUUAGUGAAAUGUCGUAUGCAGGUUGAUCCACAAAAAUACAAGAGCAUCUUCAAUGGAUUUUCAGUGACAAUCAAGGAAGAUGGUGUUCGUGGCUUGGCUAAGGGAUGGGCUCCAACCUUUAUUGGCUAUUCCAUGCAAGGGCUUUGUAAAUUUGGUUUCUAUGAAGUUUUCAAAAUCCUGUAUGGCAACAUGCUGGGAGAGGAAAAUGCCUAUUUGUGGCGUACUUCGCUAUAUUUAGCCGCAUCUGCCAGUGCGGAGUUUUUUGCUGACAUUGCUCUGGCUCCAAUGGAAGCUGCUAAAGUUCGUAUUCAGACACAGCCUGGAUAUGCGAACACUCUACGGCAGGCUUUACCCAAAAUGUUUGCAGAAGAAGGCAUCUGGGCUUUCUAUAAAGGUGUUGCUCCGCUGUGGAUGAGACAGAUUCCAUACACAAUGAUGAAAUUUGCCUGCUUUGAACGUACUGUUGAAGCUCUCUACAAGUACGUUGUUCCCAAGCCACGAAGCGAAUGUACAAAAGGAGAACAGCUGGUAGUCACAUUUAUUGCAGGCUAUAUUGCUGGUGUGUUCUGUGCAAUUGUUUCCCAUCCUGCUGACUCUGUGGUGUCUGUAUUGAACAAAGAAAAGGGCAGCUCAGCUUCACAGGUUCUUAUGAGGCUUGGAUUCAAAGGUGUAUGGAAGGGUCUGUUUGCUCGUAUCAUCAUGAUUGGUACCCUGACUGCACUACAGUGGUUCAUCUACGAUUCUGUCAAGGUUUAUUUCAGACUUCCUCGCCCACCUCCACCUGAAAUGCCAGAAUCUCUGAAGAAGAAGCUUGGUCUAACUGAAUAGACAACUCAUGGACUGCUGGCUGCCCCAGUGAUGAGUUUCAUGAAACUUUUAUAUAUUUGACUAUGUAGAAAACAAACUCUAUACAAUGUCAUUAUUGGCUGUGCCCUCAUCUCACAUGAGGGUUUAAAUUCUACCACUGUCAUUGCCUGAAAUAAAUGAGAAACAGAGUG
Molecule: messenger RNA, 1364 nt
Organism: Corvus hawaiiensis (hawaiian crow)
Lineage: Eukaryota; Metazoa; Chordata; Aves; Passeriformes; Corvidae
Gene: SLC25A3
Product: solute carrier family 25 member 3
Exons: 8
Coding region: 115-1194 (359 amino acids)
Biological process (GO): mitochondrial phosphate ion transmembrane transport
Cellular component (GO): mitochondrial inner membrane
Molecular function (GO): phosphate transmembrane transporter activity
Source: RefSeq, a predicted model, not a curated record